This is a messenger RNA of Acanthosepion pharaonis, 1299 nucleotides long. Lineage: Eukaryota; Metazoa; Mollusca; Cephalopoda; Sepiida; Sepiidae. The record is from the annotation of a GenBank genome assembly.
AUGUCUUGGCCGCCGGUUGGCUGUGUCCGUGCCUCGACUGACCAACCGAUUCAACGGACAUCAGGCUCACACGUCAGUCAAGAGAGUCGGAGAAGUGCAAGGCGGUCCGACCUUCUUUGCUUUUCCGUUUUCUCCCUAAGCAACAGACUAGCCAUCCAACUACAAUCACCAGGUCCGGUGGUGGCAGUUCAAAGGAGUUAUACCGUUAGCUCUCUCCUAAUUUUUUUUUUUUUUUUUGCUUCUUCCUUUUCUCUCUUCUCUCUAUCAACAUUCAUUUCACUUGUCUGCAUCGACUCGGGCGUACCUGACGGGUCACUACACAAAAUAAGGAGGUGGCGGGGUAGUGGUGAGAGUAGGCUCAUAGUCUAUCUGCGAGAGUGGGAGGAGGUGCUUUCUGCUAAAGCUGACUUUCGGCUCCUCCUUCCCCGUCUUCCUCUUGCCACACCUUCACUCCUUACUCACCUUAUUUUUCUACUUUUUCUUUCUUUUCCCCUUCUUUAUUCGACCACCUCUUACUUCAUCUCUUUCUCCACCCCCCUGACUCUACAAGCUUUUUAUCCCUCUCCUUUUUAUGCGAGCCAGAAUUUUUUAGUUUACGACUAUUACAAUUCCCCCUUUCUCUUUCUUGUCUCUUCGUCCGUCCAUCAAUUCAUCCUUUCUUCGUUCUUUCCCUUCCCAAUAGAGGAUAUGACCAGCACGGGUGCCAGUAUAGCAUCCGAUUCAGAGGAGAGUUGUACUGAUCAGUACGAACCGAUUCGCAAAUUAGCUAUGGUGCAACUCCAACCACCUCGAAACCCGAACAAACCCUUUACGGCCUUCAGCAUCAAGGAUAUCCUUGGACAUCGACAUACUAGCAGCAGCCGUGACAGCAAUGGAGAUCGUGGAUCUGGACAUACUGGAUCCGGUGGGUUCGAACCCACUACCGGCAGUGUCGUAGUGGUCAGCGUAACUGACGAUGACGACGAGACAAGUAGUGGACGUACGGCUACAAUCAGCCCGCCCGCACCUGUCAUCACAAAAAACAUAGACGCUGACGAGGAAAUUAAUGUCGAUGAUGACACUCCAAUCCCGUCCAUUGUGAAGACAGUGUCACCGCUGGACGCAUUAAUGGAAAUGGCUAAUAAGACGUUUGAAGGCCUUGAAACGUCUGAUGCUGUCGAAAAUGAGAAUUUAAAGGCAUCUCAUCUUUCUUUCUUUCUUUCUUUCUUUCUUUCUUUCUUUCUUUCUCUUGUUCUUUCUUUUUUUCUUCUUUCUUUCUUUCUUUCUUUUUUAUUAUGUAUGCUUUCUUUUUCUCACUGA